Molecule: messenger RNA, 1477 nt
Organism: Erpetoichthys calabaricus (reedfish)
Lineage: Eukaryota; Metazoa; Chordata; Cladistia; Polypteriformes; Polypteridae
Product: claudin-16-like
Exons: 6
Coding region: 242-946 (234 amino acids)
Biological process (GO): bicellular tight junction assembly; cell adhesion
Cellular component (GO): bicellular tight junction; plasma membrane
Molecular function (GO): structural molecule activity
Source: RefSeq, a predicted model, not a curated record
CCAGCCUUUUAGAAACCAAAAAUAGUCAAUGCUUUCUAUAUUUGGCCUUUUAAGUAGAUGUUUAAUUUGGGUCCUGCAUAAUGUACCCCCUCUUUGCCAUUCUGGAUCAAUCCAGUUCGAUAUUGUUGCUCAUUGCGGUUUUUUUCUUCAACUUUGGACAAUAUCCCUGUAUCUUCGCUUAUUUGCCACGUGCGGUGAAAUUUAGUUUUUCUACGGCUGAUCCUUCAUGUAGUACCUUACCAUGAGUCCUGCCUGCUCAAAGUGGAGUCCUCCAGAGCUGAGAAUGAUCGUGGUCCUCCAGUUCAUGGCUUUCUGUCUGGCUCUGGUCUCCACCGUCUUCCUCAUUGUAGCAACAUGGACAGACUGUUGGAUGGUUAAUGCUGAUGACAGCUUAGAGGUCAGUCAGAAAUGUAGAGGCCUUUGGUGGGAGUGCGUCACAAAUGCAGAAGAUGGCAUUAGAACUUGUGACCAGUAUGAUAGCAUUUUAGCAGAACAUCCUUUGAAAAUUGUGCUGACAAGAGCACUGAUGAUCACAGCGGACAUCUUAGCCAGCUUUGCCCUCAUCAUCCUGAUCUUCGGUUUGGAGUUUGUAAAGUUUCUCAAAGAAGAGCCCCAUAUUAAAUUGAGAAUGUGUUACAUGGCCGGAUUCAUAUUUGGGGUAGGAGGAAUCCCAGGAAUGAUUGGCUCCGUGUGGUAUGCAGUGGAUGUGUACGUGGAGAGGGCAACUCUUGUCCUGCAGAACGUCUUUUUAGGUAUCCACUAUGAAUUUGGCUGGUCCUGCUGGCUGGGGAUGGCAGGAUCAACAGGCUGCUUUCUAGCUUCAAUUGUGCUCACUUGUUGUCUUUAUAUAUUCAGAGAUGCCAGAUCAUCUCGAUAUCACAGGUCAAUAUACCAAUAUGGAAGGACAGCUGCUGGCAAGAUAUAUGCCAUGGAUUCCAGAGUGUAGUGAGAAUGGUGGCCUGUAAAUAAGACAGGUGAAGCUGAAUUUGGUUGCUUAGUGUGAGAGUCAGGACACUGGUGAAGCAGCUCAACCAUUGAAAUGUACAGAAAAAAUAUAGACAGUAUAUUUAGGGCCGCUGUGAAAUGUGUAUAAAUACAGUAAAUAAGAAACUGCCAAAAUGUCAGAACUUCUCCUGAUGUUUGUAUAACAAGAUACAUGGGUUUUUAAGCUUCUGCUGUGAAAAAAGAUCAUUGUAGAUACUUUUAAAUUAAUUUCUAAUAUCAAACCGAGGAACAUCUGAAUGUAUUUAAGGCUGAAAAUUGAAUAAAAACUGAAGAAAAAGGAGAUUCCUUGGCCAGCUGCUGGGAUUACCUCCAGCUAGGACACGCCAUGUAGGGGAGGGUUCUGCUUCUGGAACCAGGAAAAGUCAUGAAGAUGGAAUCUUCUCUUAUGGAAUGGGCAUGAUGCUCAAAGGAAGAAAUGGGAAAAUUACUCAAGCAGCUGCCCCAUGCGACUAUUUUAAGAGGGUGUUAAUGC